AUGUUUGAGGAUGUACAUCAUCAUGCCAUCUGUUUCUCCUCAGUUCUAGGUGUUGGCCAAGCAAACAAGGCUCUGGCUGAUCUCUACAGAUCUCAUGUCACUAGAGAUUAUACAUUGGAGGGUGAAUUCGGGAUGGCCACAGACAAUUUAUCUCACGCAGGCCACCUCAUAGAGAAGACCACAUAUGUUAAUCACAUCACACUGGACAAGCUGGAGAAAGUCCUGGCCAUGAUGCAGGGAUCCAAUCAGAAGGCCUUGCUCACAUAUGAUAACUGUGUUUGUUCUGGCAGGUACUCUAAGGUGGACAUGAGCACCCAGGAGGUCUAUAAGCUGGCUGUGAAGGGGGAACUACGUUUAUUACACUUCCAACCACCCCACUUUACCUUGAAGGUGCAGUGUUUGAAUGAAACCCAGCGAUACCUGUGCAGAAUCCUGCAUGAGGUGGGCUUGGAGCUCCGCAGCACGGCAGUAUGUAAAGGAGUGCGCCGCACGCGAGACGGAUCCUUCACGGUACAGCACGCCUUGACCCACCAACACUGGACUGCCCCUGAUGUCAUACAGGCCAUCCAACAGUCCAGGAAGGCUAGAAAAUCCAAGAGCACACAGCCAGGGGAGGAUACAGGAACAGCCCGUCGAAGACAGGAGAUAGAGGAAGAUGCAGUAGUCACUGGUGAUUCCCACCGGUUACACUUGGUAUUGACCUCUAAAGCAUUUGGCUCUUGAUGUCCUUGGGAAUAGAUAUCCUCGAAAGCUACACCAUCCGCAAAAUAGACUGGUUUUAGUUAAUCAAUGCACAUGUGGAAAGACUGAGAUAUAUUUCAUGUGCAAUUUUUGUGCAAUGUGCUUUUUUUAUGACAAUGUAAAAUGUGUGACGCCUUAUGUUUAAUUAUCAAUGUGUCUGUUCAUCUUAUAAAUUAAAUAAUAUUCCAACUGUGAUGAUAUAUGAUAUCAAAAUACACUGUACCAACCAAGAAAUACCAGUGCGCUCUACACUACUUCUAGGUCAACACUAGAUGGAAGCACAAGACAAAUUCAAUUUGUCACAUUUCAGAAAUCAUGUCUAAACAAUCUGUUGUGUAAUUUUGCAACCCAAUUUUGGAUUAUAUAUAAAACAUUUAUGUAAAGGAUUAACACAAAAACAAUACAUUCAUUAUAGUAAUGCAUUCUCAAAUGGAACCCUUCCUUCCUUAGCAAGAGAUUCCAUGCGGAUGUUUUAGUUGCUGCACAUGACCGCCGUCAGUAAGGCCCGUACUAUCGGGGAUCCCCCCCGUGUGCACAAAUUUGUUUAUAUCCCUUUUAGUGAGCAUUUCUCCUUU
Coregonus clupeaformis (lake whitefish) is the source of this 1316-nucleotide messenger RNA. RefSeq names its product mitochondrial mRNA pseudouridine synthase Trub2-like. The coding region runs from base 1 to 723 and encodes 240 amino acids. The transcript has 5 exons. Gene Ontology annotation, biological process: pseudouridine synthesis; RNA processing. Gene Ontology annotation, molecular function: pseudouridine synthase activity; RNA binding. Lineage: Eukaryota; Metazoa; Chordata; Actinopteri; Salmoniformes; Salmonidae. The record is from RefSeq and is a predicted model, not a curated record.